Nilaparvata lugens (brown planthopper) is the source of this 439-nucleotide messenger RNA. RefSeq lists its product as uncharacterized. The coding region runs from base 134 to 439 and encodes 101 amino acids. Lineage: Eukaryota; Metazoa; Arthropoda; Insecta; Hemiptera; Delphacidae. The transcript is spliced from 3 exons. The record is from RefSeq and is a predicted model, not a curated record.
ACGGCUGACUGCACUUCACCGCCAGCAAAACUUUUUUGCCCAACACCAAAACCGAUUCACAGUCGAUUAGACCAGAGGCGUUGGUAUCAAAAACACAUUGUCGGAAGAGGACAGAAGAGGACGACGAAUCUCCAUGCCAGCUGAGGAGGGGGUGCAGUUGCAGAAACCAUUGACCAGUAGUUGGUCUAGUGAGCAGGGACUGGAUGCACCUGCAAUUUUGUGCAACAACAUGUGUGCUGCAAAGGAUGAAGCCAGUGACAACGAAAACAGCAAUAAAGAAAUCAUCAAUCCACAAACAACUUUCAAGCGAUAUGAUAGAAACAUAAUGACAGAAGCGGCGGCGGGCCCACUGUUGUGUUUUUUGCUGAAUGUUUCCUCCACCACCUGCCUCUACUGCCUCAAGAGUGAGAAUGAUACAGAGUACAUCUUCUCUGUGUAA